UCGGCAUAAUUUUGACAUUAUUGUUUGAAGAAAAUUGGUUUUGAAUGAUUCAACAUAAUAGUUGCAGUUAAAGUUUUGGAAAUAAUCAAUUAAAAUAUCUGAAAAUGGCACCUCUAGAAGACGUAGAAAUGAAAAGUGUAGAGAGUCCAGCAGCCACUAGCGACGUAGAGAUGGCCGAUGCAAAAAAGGAUGGAGAUGUUGUAGCUGUUCAAGACUUACGGGAACAUGUAAGACAAAUAGACAAGGCAGUAGCAUCUAAGGAACCUAGAUUUACUAUGCGCGUUUUGAGAUCUCUUCCAAGCACUCGUAGGAAGCUGAAUGGAAAUGUACUUCGCGCUAUUAUAAACCAGUUGUAUCCAGCAAGUCCUGAGAAAGAAGCUUUGUUGGUGUUUGUUGAAAUUCCAUCUCCAGGGUCAAUAGAAAUCGACGCACCACGCUCUCGAAGUGCUCCUAAGGUACCAGUCACUGAAGUGGACGUCUACUUACAUUUGCUUGUGUUAUUGCGCCUGUUGGAUACAAACAAGCUAGAACAGGCCGCCGAAUGUUCUCAACAGCUGAUGAACAAGAUCGUAGCCCAGAACAGAAGAACUUUAGACCUCAUUGCGGCGAAAAGCUACUUUUACCAUUCGAGAGUAUUUGAACUCAACAACAAGCUUGACCUAAUCAGAGGCUUACUUCACGCUCGUCUUCGUACCUCGACACUCCGCAACGACUACGAGGGUCAGGCAGUAUUAAUCAACUGUCUGCUGCGUAACUAUCUUCACUAUUCCUUAUAUGAUCAAGCGGAUAAAUUGGUAAGCAAAUCUGUUUUUCCAGAAAAUGCCAGUAACAAUGAGUGGGCCAGAUUCCUAUACUAUCUCGGUAGAAUAAAAGCGGCUCGUCUGGAGUACAGUGAUGCUCAUAAACAUUUGGUCCAAGCUUUGAGGAAAGCUCCACAAACAGCAGCUGUUGGUUUCCGCCAGACUGCUCAAAAACUUGCAAUCGUAGUUGAACUGCUGCUGGGAGACAUACCAGAGCGAGCAAUAUUCAGGCAGGCACCUUUGAGAAAAGCCUUGGCUCCAUAUUUCCAGCUGACCCAAGCUGUCAGACUUGGUAACUUGCAGAGGUUUGGUGAAGUGUUAGAGAACUUUGGCACCCAAUUCCGUAAUGACCAUACUUUCACAUUGAUAUUACGUUUGAGGCAGAAUGUCAUUAAGACUGCAAUCAGGUCCAUCGGGUUGUCCUAUUCAAGAAUUUCUCCGAAAGAUAUUGCCAGGAAGUUGGGCUUAGACUCUGCUGAAGAUGCAGAAUUUAUUGUGGCUAAGGCGAUUCGUGAUGGAGUCAUAGAAGCCAGCCUGGACCCAGAAAAGGGUUAUAUGAGCAACAAGGAGAGUUCAGAUAUUUAUUGCACCAGGGAACCACAGUUGGCAUUCCAUCAGCGUAUUUCUUUUUGCCUCGAGUUGCAUAAUCAAAGUGUGAAAGCGAUGAGAUAUCCGCCCAAGUCUUAUGGAAAGGAGCUUGAAAGCGCUGAGGAGAGGAGGGAAAGGGAGCAGCAGGACUUGGAACUCGCUAAGGAAAUGGCAGAGGAAGAUGAUGAUGGUUUCCCCUAAACUUUCUAUUAUACAUAUUGAAAAUCAUAAAUUCAUACUAACAUUUUAUGUAGAAUUUAUAAUAAACCUUUGAAUUAAUU
Aricia agestis (brown argus) is the source of this 1669-nucleotide messenger RNA. It is a transcript of the gene Rpn3, whose product is annotated as probable 26S proteasome non-ATPase regulatory subunit 3. NCBI's taxonomy places the organism in Eukaryota, Metazoa, Arthropoda, Insecta, Lepidoptera, Lycaenidae. Gene Ontology annotation, cellular component: proteasome complex; proteasome regulatory particle, lid subcomplex. Bases 105 to 1589 code for a protein of 494 amino acids. The transcript has a single exon. The record is from RefSeq and is a predicted model, not a curated record. Gene Ontology annotation, biological process: regulation of protein catabolic process; ubiquitin-dependent protein catabolic process. Gene Ontology annotation, molecular function: enzyme regulator activity.